Metopolophium dirhodum (rose-grain aphid) is the source of this 1749-nucleotide messenger RNA. Its product is annotated as 15-hydroxyprostaglandin dehydrogenase [NAD(+)]-like. The coding region runs from base 496 to 1266 and encodes 256 amino acids. Lineage: Eukaryota; Metazoa; Arthropoda; Insecta; Hemiptera; Aphididae. The transcript is spliced from 8 exons. Gene Ontology annotation, cellular component: cytoplasm. The record is from RefSeq and is a predicted model, not a curated record. Gene Ontology annotation, molecular function: oxidoreductase activity, acting on the CH-OH group of donors, NAD or NADP as acceptor.
CUUCGGUCCUAGUACGUGUGCCUACCAAAUAAAAUAUCCACGUAGUCAGGAAUUAGCUAACAUUUUUUAUUCAUAAACACUAUAGAUGGGCUACAAGUCACAGCCAUUUCAAAUUGCGCGUGAUACACCUAAACCUAAUAAUUCCAACUGUUUACAUACAAUAAUUAUUAGUCAUUGUAAUAUUAUUAUAUGCAACAAUAUUGUAUUAUAACUUAAUGAGAAAUCCAACAGUCGACGUAGAUAGACGAAACUUUCCGACGAGAAAUUCUGCGGACCAGUGAAGGACUUGCAGCCACCCAAGUGUUGCAUCGCAUCGUUAUUAUUCGUCGGGUGGACGACCUCGCGUUCGUCUCGAGGUACAAUUUUUACCUUCGCCCAGGUAUUGUAAUAGUUACAACCGUCGGACGGCGUCCGACGACAUAGGCGGUAUUGGAUGUGCUGCACGCCCUCGUGAUAUUAUAAAAAUAUUUGUCGAGCAAAAUCGUAUGAUAUACGAUGUCCGGACUUGUGAAUCAGGUAGCAUUGAUCACCGCAGCCACGUCAAAAAUUGGAUACGGGUAUGCCAAACAUCUGCUCCAGAAAGGCGUCAAGGUGGCAUUAUGCGAUGUAAAUUUGGAAGACUGUCAAUCGGUCGCCAAAGAAUUCGAUAAUACGUUUGGUGAUGGAAGUACUUUGGCAUUGGAGUGCGCCGUUGCAAAUCAAACACAACUUGAAAACGCCUUCAUUUCGUGCAUAAAUCGUUUUGGGCGACUAGACAUCGUCGUUAACAACACGGCGGACAUGGAGCUCGACGUAUCAAUCGACGAUCGGGACGAAAUGAACGAUGCGAUCAUGCGUGUUCACUAUGGUGGAGUGGUCAGUGGAACGCUUCUAGCAAUCAAGUACUUGGGAGCCCCGAACGGAGGCAAAGGCGGGACGGUGGUGCAGACAACGUGCUGCGGGUCGGCGACAAACAACGUUGUCGGGUACACGAAAGUGAUCGGUGACGUACGGAGUUCACAUCACCUAAAUAUAAGAACUAUGGCAUUAUGUCCAAGAAAUGUAUCUGAUAAUGUUGGCGGAGCUUUAAUUUAUAUUCUGGAAAAAGGUAGUUCUGGUCAAUAUUGGACUGUCGAAAACGAAGAAACACCGAGACUGAUGACAUGGUACGCAGCGGCAACCAGUACAAAGUACAGUCUAUACUUUUGUCAACCACCACCACGGGCCACGACAGCGCGAAACCGUCGACUCACCCACUGCGCCGCAAAGGCACAUGGCGGGACGUAAAGGCAAGUCGCAUUAAAAGAAGUAACAAGAAUACAUAUAGACAUAUAGUGUUGGACACAAACUUAAUCGUUAUUGCAUAACGUAAUAUCACGACCAGUCUUGCCCUAAAUAUAAAAGUUAACCGGAGAACCUACCACCCGACCACACUCCACCAGUCAGUCUUGUCCGACCAACGGUGACGUGCCGUACUGUCAUUUAUUGUGUGCCACAACUAUUGUUUUAUUUUCAACAACUGUACAUUCAUACACCAUUAUACCAACAACUUCAUCCCGGAGCAUGGACCACCCUGUUCAAUAUCCGAUAGUUUCGUGAGUCGGCUGUCAGCCACACAUUUUUUAUUCUUUAUUGUUUGUGAUACCUUGUUAUUAUAUCGGCUGUUAAAGCUCAACUGAUGUAUGUUAUUAACGGUUCAAAUAUUUCUGUAAAAAAAUCGCCAGAGUAAGCGUUGAAAGUUUCAAAUAAAUAAAGCAUUUCGUCGUUUAA